AACAACUGCUGCCUCUGCACUCAUUUAAUUGCCUUCAGGCCCUGGUGAAGUAAAAAGAAGAAACCUGCAGGUGACUAACAUCUAUGUCGACAACGUCGGACUGUGGAUCUUUGGGCCCCACUCAGUCUGACCUCCGGUCACCGCUUCUCCGUCCAGUCGCCGGAGUGUCCAACAACCCGGAGAAAAUAUGCAUAGACGACAUGCUGCAGAAACACUGUGGAGAGUUUGGUUACUGGCAGCUGAGGCACUUCGUAUUAACAAGUUUGGCUUGGGCUCUAGAGGCCUUCCACACCAUGGUCAUGAUCUUCGCCGACCGUGAACCGGCGUGGCAGUGUUCUGCCGCCGGAUGCUUGUCCGAGUCGAAGAGCGUGUGCCAGCUUGAACCCGGUUCGUGGAAAUGGAUUGGUGGUGCAAGAAGCUCCACGGUGGCUGAAUUUGGACUGAUUUGUGGGCAGAAAUACAAGGUUGGAUUGGUUCAGUCCUUGUUUUUUGGUGGCUGCAUGAUAGGUGCAGGAGUAUUUGGUCAUCUCUCAGACUCCAAGUUGGGAAGGAAAGGCUCUCUAUUAGUUGUUUGUAUCAUGAAUGCAAUCUUCGGUUGUCUAACAGCACUUUCUCCAGCUUACUGGACUUAUGCCCUAUUACGCCUUCUGACCGGCUUCAGCACCGGAGGGGUUGGCCUCUGUGCUUUUGUCCUAGCCACAGAGCCUGUUGGCCCUACAAUGCGUGGCAUUGCCGGCAUGUCCACAUUCUAUUUUUUCUCGGGGGGAAUAGCUACGCUUUCUGGUAUAGCUUAUAUUUUUCAAUCAUGGAGAUCCCUCUAUAUUGCAUCAUCCAUUCCCUCUGCUCUGUUCGCUGCUAUCAUACUUCCUUUCUUGUCUGAGUCCCCUCGAUGGUGUCUUAUUAGAGGAAAGAUGAACCAGGCCAUGAAGACUAUGCACAGAAUCGCUAAAACGAAUGGAAACCACCUCCCUGAUGGCACCCUUCUUGCCCUUGAUGAAGAAGCAAACAGUGUUCCAGAUAAUGUUCAAAGUGAAAGUAAAGCAGAAUCGGAAUCACAAUCAACCAUAACCGGAUCCCUCAUAGAUGUACUUCACUUGCCACUAACACGAAUUCGUUUACUCCUAGCAGUGGCCAUCAACUUCCUGUGUUCUGUUGUUUACUACGGCCUAAGUUUGAAUGUGGUCAACCUCGGAACCAACAUAUAUCUUAACGUUCUCCUUAAUGCUGUAGCGGAAAUGCCUGCAUUUUUCUUAACAGCUAUUCUGUUAAACAAGUUUGGCAGAAAGCCCCUAGCUAUUGGCACACAAUGGUUCAGUGGGAUAUUUUGCAUUGUGGGGAGCUUGUUAAAAGGCUAUGGAACAUGGAAGAUUCUCCGAAUGGUCUGUGGUGUUCUGGGAAUUUUUGGCAUGGCCGGAACUUAUAAUCUGUUGUUCGUUUAUAUGGUGGAACUUUUUCCUACGGUCGUAAGGAAUGCAGCACUAGGUUGCGCUACUCAGGCUGCCCAAAUGGGAGCCAUAUUAUCACCGUUCGUGGUGGUGAUUGGCGAUAGAAUACCCUUUGUGGUGUUCGGGAUAUGUGGGAUUGCAGGAGGAACUCUAGCAUUUUACUUGCCAGAAACUUUAAACAAGCCUUUGUAUGACACAAUGGCAGGAAUACAAGAUGGAGAAAGCUCGAGCAUGGUUGUUUAAGGUCAUUGAAUGUGACGUACCUAGAUCUACUCAUAAAAUAUUGUACAGUACUCCGUAUAGUCCUGUUUAGUGUUUUGUAUCAGCUUCCCUUCUUUGUUUACAGAUUCCGACGUAAGCAGAUGCUGCAGAUCUAUAAUACAAAACUAAAACAAUGUAAAAGAAACAAGAACAAGUUCUAUGUUGAUAUAAAUUGAACGAUUCCAUUA
Olea europaea var. sylvestris is the source of this 1894-nucleotide messenger RNA. RefSeq names its product organic cation/carnitine transporter 4-like. The transcript is spliced from 2 exons. Lineage: Eukaryota; Viridiplantae; Streptophyta; Magnoliopsida; Lamiales; Oleaceae. Gene Ontology annotation, biological process: transmembrane transport. The record is from RefSeq and is a predicted model, not a curated record. Gene Ontology annotation, cellular component: membrane. Gene Ontology annotation, molecular function: transmembrane transporter activity. The coding region runs from base 84 to 1688 and encodes 534 amino acids.